ACGAGUUGGCAGACCCCUUCGCUUUAUUGACAAUUUCAAGCAGCCUCGUGCAAAAGUAAAACAAAAAUUGAAUAAAAAUGGUGAAAUCAUCUAAUCCAUUAAACUUCUUGCGUAAUAUUUACAACAAUGAGUUCCAAUGGAUGCUUGUCAAGAGCUAUGGCCUGUUCUUUCUGGGAGUUCGAAUAGCCAAGGAAUUCGUAGGCGUGGAACUGAUGCCAGCCCUGGGACCAGCGUAGUCAUUUAAACCAAAUGAAAUUCUUUGCAUAUAAAUAAAACUGUUAAAAGUAAAUUAAG
This is a messenger RNA of Drosophila serrata, 294 nucleotides long. RefSeq lists its product as uncharacterized. The record is from RefSeq and is a predicted model, not a curated record. Lineage: Eukaryota; Metazoa; Arthropoda; Insecta; Diptera; Drosophilidae.